UAUUACACAUUCUCUACAUACAAAAAAAAAAUAUGGAAAAAAUAUCUAGGCCUUUUAAUGGGAGUAACUAUUGGAAAAAGAAUGGGUACAAUCUCUUAGAUGGAGCUAUUGAAACUAAGAGGAACAUACAAGUGGUGAAGAUCAAAAGCGGAUCAAAUGACUCUGCUACACGAAAUUUUAGAAGGUUUUGGAGGAUCAAAAAGACGCUUAAGUUUAAGAGUUUGAGGAAGACAAUUACUCAUGCGCCAAAGAAACUAUGGCAUACGUUCAAGAAUGGGUACGUUAACAUGAUGUUAAAAAUAGCCGGCGGAGUAGGGCAGAUUGAUGGAGGUAUUGAGUUUGAGAAUAAGAGGAUUUCACAAGCUAAACAUGUUAAGAUUAAGUAUAAGAAUCAAGAUGAUUUUGAAGCUAGGCUUGUUUUUGAGAUUUACAAAUCGUUGAGUACUUCCAAAGGGUUGUCUGAGAUUGCCUAGUAAGAUAAGAUACGUGUAUAAUUAUUAUUGUUGUUGUAGUGUUUAUUUAUUUCUUUAUUUUUUAUAAUUUUGCAUUUAGGUCUAGGAGUUGAAUUAUGAUGAUAUCUUCAAGGUUUGUCACUUGUGUAAUUGCACUCGAGAGCCUUUGAGAUGCGUUUUAAAAUUUUGCACAUGGUUAGAAGCAUAAUCAUGCCAAUUCAAGAAAAAUUGUAAAUUUUCUCCAUCUUUAUUAGAAAUAACAUUACGUGAAGAACUUGUGUUAA
Chenopodium quinoa (quinoa) is the source of this 736-nucleotide messenger RNA. RefSeq lists its product as uncharacterized. Bases 33 to 473 code for a protein of 146 amino acids. NCBI's taxonomy places the organism in Eukaryota, Viridiplantae, Streptophyta, Magnoliopsida, Caryophyllales, Amaranthaceae. The record is from RefSeq and is a predicted model, not a curated record. The transcript has a single exon.